CGAUGAUUCCUUUUUCACAACAGAGUUGAAAGCCGUGAGCAAAGACGGAGCUUUCGCGUUUGACUAAAUUUUUUCUUUCUCUUUUUGUUGUUAUUUUCUCCAACUGCUUCUCUUUCCUACCCACUACGGAUAUUUUGAGCAGGCGCUAAGAAAAGGUCCGCUCUCUGCUGAUUUUGUGCUUCAUGUGAAAGUUUGCACGCGUUAGUGAAAAUUAACGACGAAGUUUACAUUGCUUGUUGCUUUUACAAAUUGUUGAAUGGAUUGUCUUACUACGGACAACUUUAUAAUGUCGAACUUUCCAAGAUGUCUUGAAAUAUCAACAAUAGCUCACUUCAGUUAAAGCACGAUAGGUAAACCAGGCUCCAAAAUACAUCGUACAAAGUGGCGGAAGGACCAAAUUCCGCGGCUGAAAAUGAUCCCUAUCGUCAAAAUGCCACAGAAAAUAUGACAAGAUCAGACAAAAUGGACAAUAAAUGGGACCCAGGGCCUCCUAUAGCCUUGGUUGGGUCCUCUGCUCCCAACGUUCCAACUGCCCCACAUGUUCCAUCUAUUCCUCAACCUCCUACAUUGCCGUAUGGAGCUAACCUACCAUCAGGCUCUCUGCCUCAACCUCCAGGUUGGCCCCAACAAGCGUUGAGGAGGAGUCAGUCCAGAUCGACUUCCUCUUUGCCUCCUGAACCCUUCAUGAUCAUGAAGAGCCGGACACUCAACAAACGUGUAACUAUCAAUGUGGGUGGUGUAAAACAUGAAGUGCUGUGGAGGACUUUGGAAAAUCUACCUCAUACGAGGCUGGGGAAGCUGAAAGAUUGUAACACGCAUGAAGCUAUCAUGGAGAUGUGUGACGAUUACAGCUUAAUGGACAAUGAGUAUUUCUUUGAUCGCCAUCCACGCUCCUUCAGCGCUGUCCUGAAUUUCUACCGAACAGGAAAACUGCAUUUGGUGGAAGAAAUGUGUGUGCUGGCCUUCAGUGAUGAUCUCAACUAUUGGGGAAUCGAUGAGCUCUACCUGGAAUCCUGUUGCCAGCACAAAUACCACCAGAAGAAAGAACACGUUCAAGAAGAGAUGAGGAAAGAGGCAGAAUCCUUGAGGCAGAGGGAGGAAGAUGAGUUUGGGCACCACCGGUGCUCGCAGUACCAAAAAUUUCUGUGGGAUUUGCUGGAAAAACCCAAUUCUUCUGUACCUGCCAGGAUUGUUGGCGUGAUAUCAGUAUUGUUCAUAGUUCUAUCAACAGUAGCAUUGACAUUAAACACUCUGCCAUCGCUGCAAGGAGAAGACGAGAAAGGAAACCCCACCGAUAACCCUGAACUGAGUAUUGUCGAAGCCGUCUGCAUCACGUGGUUUACUCUGGAAUAUUUGCUAAGGUUCCUAUCAGCCCCCAAUAAAUGGAAGUUCUUCAAAAGCGCAUUGAACGUCAUUGACAUAUUAGCCAUACUCCCAUACUUCAUAUCAUUGUUCCUCAUCGAAACCAACAACAGCUCAGAGUCCUUCCAAGAUGUCAGGCGUGUGGUGCAGAUCUUCAGAAUCAUGAGGAUCUUGCGAAUCCUGAAACUGGCGCGACAUUCCACUGGCUUACAAAGUUUGGGCUUCACUCUACGUAACAGCUAUAAAGAGCUAGGACUUCUUAUGCUGUUUCUGGCGAUUGGUGUGAUGAUAUUCUCAAGUUUGGCUUACUUUGCCGAGAAAGACGAGCCAGACACUAGAUACACGAGCAUUCCAGAGACAUUUUGGUGGGCUAGCAUUACCAUGACCACAGUAGGUUAUGGGGACAUUUGUCCCACCACUCCAUUGGGGAAAGUGGUAGGAACGGUGUGUUGCAUAUGCGGCGUGCUUGUCAUCGCUCUGCCCAUUCCCAUUAUAGUGAACAAUUUUGCCGAAUUCUACAAGAACCAGAUGAGGCGAGAGAAGGCGAUUAAACGGAGAGAGGCAUUCGAGAAAGCUCGAAGGAAUGGCAGUAUUGUGACAUUCGGCAAUGUGAAUCUUCGAGAUGUUUUCGCUCAAAGCAUGGAUUUGAUUGAUGUUCUGGUGGAUACACAGCGGAAUGUCAGCCAAGUUGAUACGGGCAGUGUUGAGGAAGAUUCUUCGCGGUUUACGACAACUGGCACGGGAUGUUACCGUAACCACGAUCAUGCUUUCAAGAGACUAUCAAAUGGGGCUGCAGACGAUGGCAAAGCUCAGAAUUUGCCGAGUGUGGUGGAUAUAGCACCGGGUGUGGUUAAUCCCAGCGCCAACAACACUCUGGAUCUGCCCCAACAUAUUGAUGAGUUACAACCAAUCAAACCUCAGGUAAAAGAAUUUAUUGAAUUGGAGGAUAAAAGCGUUUCGUUAACAAACAAUGGAACAACUUUGAACUUUUACACUCCUCUAUGCAGAAUUAAUUUUAUCUCCAGAAUUGGAACAAACAAUCAGCGAUCUAUUAAAGGAAUAAAAUCUUCGGAGAUGAUUUCCGACAAAUGGCGAAAAUUCAAGUGAAUUAAUAUUGUCCAAGACUAACUCUGCUGAGUAUUGGAAAGAAUAUUCUUUGUUGUUCAUCAGUAUUCUUCAAAGCUAUUUUGUAAAACUUUUUAAGCAUCAGUCCAAUGUGUUCUUAAUCCAAGUGCUUUUCGCUGAGAACGAACUUAAAACAGCAUCCAACGCUUCCCAAUUCCUCUGUGCAAUUUAAACAUCGUUAACUCAAGACGUCGAUAUUUUUGGAAGAAAUGGAUGGAAAAUAUUUUUAAACGAGUUGCAUUCAUUUUGAAAUUAUUUUUAAAAAGCUCUUCUGGAGUAUUUCUUCUGAUAUUUUUAAUGUUAUUACUAACUUUCAAAGAUGGGCAUAGAAAGGUACCUUUAUCACUGCUCCUCAGAGAUUAAAAAAUCAAAUAAGAAAGAAGGAAAAUUACUGGAUGAAAUUAAAAUGUGCCAAGUCUCUGGGAGACUUUCUGCUCAAGUAGCGUCUUUGAACUUAUUCUCACUGCU
This is a messenger RNA of Parasteatoda tepidariorum (common house spider), 2955 nucleotides long. RefSeq names its product potassium voltage-gated channel protein Shab. Lineage: Eukaryota; Metazoa; Arthropoda; Arachnida; Araneae; Theridiidae. Gene Ontology annotation, biological process: potassium ion transmembrane transport; action potential; protein homooligomerization. Gene Ontology annotation, cellular component: voltage-gated potassium channel complex; membrane. Gene Ontology annotation, molecular function: delayed rectifier potassium channel activity; protein binding. The record is from RefSeq and is a predicted model, not a curated record.